Messenger RNA from Fusarium venenatum, 1050 nucleotides. The record is from RefSeq and is a predicted model, not a curated record. Lineage: Eukaryota; Fungi; Ascomycota; Sordariomycetes; Hypocreales; Nectriaceae.
AUGACUCGCGACAACCUUGAGAUUGUGCUCGCUGAGCGUCCUACCACAGACAUCAUCCCAGGCCGCACCUUUACUCAGAAAAUCGGCAAAGCGCCCACACCCGCUGAUCUCCAAGAUGGCCAAAUCCUCGUUGAGACUCUCUACUUGUCUCUAGACCCCGCCAUGCGAGGCUGGCUCCGAGAUAUGCGAUCUUACCUCCCUCCUGUUCAGAUUGGUGAGACCAUGCGUGGAUCAUGCGCAUGCCGCGUCCUCGCCUCCAAGAGCAAGCUCGCCAAGGAGGGCGAUAUCGUCGCUGCUACCCCCGGCUGGACCGAGUUCGCCAUCGUUCCCGAGGGCCGUUUUGAGCCUGCCUCUUACUACCCUGGUGUCCAGGACCCCAAGGACAUGCUCUCUGCCCUCGGCAUGACCAGUCUCACUGCUUGGGUUGGCAUGUCCAAGAUUGCUGAUCCCCAGCCUGGCGAGCUUGUCGUUGUUUCUGGCGCUGCUGGUGCCACAGGCAGUGUUGCUGGCCAAAUUGCGAAGCUCAAGGGUGCCACCGUCGUCGGUAUCGCUGGUGGCGAGGAUAAGUGCAAGUGGCUCACUGAGGAGCUCGGCUUCGAUGUCGCGCUCAACUACAAGGCCGAUGACUUUAAGGAGAAGUUCAACGAGGCGACAAAGAACUACAUUGAUGUCUACUACGACAACGUCGGUGGCGACAUUCUCGACAUGUGUCUCAUGCGAGCAAAGGAGCACGCACGCUUCAUCGAGUGCGGUCUCGUCAGCCAGUACAACGCCGCCAAGCCUCAGGGACCCCGAGCUUUCUCCCAGAUCGUCACCAUGCGCAUCAAGAUGCAGGGCUUCAUUGUGCUCGACCACGUCAAGGACUUUGCCACCGCUCGUGCUGAGCUGGCCAAGUGGAUGGCUGAGGGCAAGCUCAAGAAGACUGAGACUGUUGUCCGUGGCGGUCUCAAGGUUGCUGAGCAGGCUCUCGUUGACUUGUACAAGGGUAUCAACACAGGCAAGCUGAUUGUCGAGAUCAAGAACCACAACGACACACCUUCCAAGUUGUAA